AUGCCGAUGUUUCAGCCAUAUAGAGGCGAUGGGUUUGAUGGGCAUGUCUUAGAUCUAGGCACGGCGGUUAAAGACGGCGUUAUCAGCGGCGGAGAUGGGAAAAACGUGGUGGUUGUUGAGAAAUUGGAUUUGAAGAAGAUGAUUACAGAGCUUGAAUUACCCGAAAUACCCUCUGUUUUCAUCUGUCCAAUCUCUCUGGAACCGAUGCAAGAUCCAGUGACAUUGUGUACUGGUCAAACCUACGAGAGGUCAAACAUUCUCAAAUGGUUCAAUUUAGGACACUGCACUUGUCCAACGACGAUGCAAGAGCUUUGGGACGAUUUGGUCACUCCAAACAAGACGCUUCACCAAUUGAUCUACACUUGGUUUUCGCAAAAGUAUGUUUUGAUGAAGAAAAGAUCCGAAGAUGUUCAAGGAAGAGCGAUUGAGAUUUUGGGGACAUUGAGAAAAGCUAAAGGGAAAGGUAAAGUUCAUGCCUUGAGUGAGCUUAAGCAAGUUGUGUUGGCUCAUGAAAUCGCUAAGAAGACUGUUGUUGAUGAAGGUGGAGUCUUUGUGAUCUCUUCUCUUUUAAGUCCUUUUACUUCUCAUGCUGUUGGAUCUGAAGCUAUAGCGAUUCUUGUGAAUCUUGAACUUGAUUCUGAUUCCAAACUUGGAUUGAUGCAACCAGCUAGAGUUUCUUUGAUGGUUGAUAUGUUAAAUGAUGGUUCGAUUGAGACUAAGAUCAAUUGUGCUAGGUUGAUUGGAAAGUUGGUGGAGGAGAAAGGUUUUAGAGCAGAGCUUGUUUCUAGUCAUAGUUUGCUUGUUGGAUUGAUGAGAUUGGUUAAAGAUAGGAGAUGUAGAAACGGUGUUUCGCCUGCGUUAACGCUGCUUAAAUCGAUUUCGGUUCAUAAACAAGUCAGGAGCUUGAUGGUUAUUGUUGGAGGAGUUUCUCAAUUGGUUGAUGUUUUGCCAUGUUUGGAUCCAGAGUGUUUGGAAUCUGCUCUUUUCGUGUUGGAUUCCUUGUGUUUAGAAGUCGAAGGAAGAAUGGCUUUGAAAAAUUCGGUUAACACGAUUCCUAACACCGUUAGGUUAGUGAUGAGAGUAUCUGAGAAAUGCACAAACUACGCGAUUUCAAUUCUUUGGUCAGUUUGCAAAUUAGCUUCUGAAGAAUGUUCACCUGUUGCUGUUGAAGUUGGUUUAGCUGCAAAGCUUCUGCUCGUGAUCCAAAGCGGAUGCGAUCCAGCUUUGAAGCAGCGUUCCGCUGAGUUAUUGAAGCUAUGUAGUCUACAUUAUUCAGACACAAUGUUUAUUUCGAAAUGUAAACUCACAAGAACAAUCCAAUGA
Arabis nemorensis is the source of this 1323-nucleotide messenger RNA. The record is from the annotation of a GenBank genome assembly. Lineage: Eukaryota; Viridiplantae; Streptophyta; Magnoliopsida; Brassicales; Brassicaceae.